GCGGCGAGUCGCACACCUCCUAUCUCUCGUAAAGUCCUCCCUCAUGUCUGUCGGAACGCAUUAACAAGAAAAAGCUCCGGGAGGUGAAAGAAACCGAAGAAAGAUACGAACUUCUCUGGGAGAAGCGAAGCGGAAGACUUCCAGAGCAGAAAGCCCGGGACUAGAGCCCCUCUUUCUGUGGGCAAAGCCGUCUGAACUUUUUUUUUUUUUUUUUUUAACCCAUUCCUUUUCUCAUCAAACGGGGGAAAAUGAAUCGGAGUUUUAAUAAGUCGCAGCCUCUGCGAAGUGCUGACUGCAACGCCGUAGAAGUGAAAAGCAAGUAUGGGGCCGAGUUUCGCCGGUUCUCAGUGAAUCGGGUCAAGCCCGGCAAAUUUGAGGAGUUCUACAAACUCAUCCUCCAUAUCCACCGCAUCGCUAACAUGGAAGUGAUGAUCGGUUAUGCCGACGUUCACGGUGACCUGCUCCCGAUCAACAACGACGACAACUUUGUCAAGGCGGUGUCAACGGCUCACCCACUCCUCAGGAUCUUCAUACAGAGACAAGAAGAGGUCGACUAUACUAACUUUGCCACAAACACAGUAACACGUAAGAAGAAGGCAGUGGUUGCGCUGCGCAACGAUGUCAACCGCAAGCGUCCUCACAUCCGCAUUGGCAUGCCGCAGGACUUCCGGCCUGUUUCCUCCAUCAUUGAUGUGGAUAUCCUACCCGAAUCUCACCGCCGUGUCCGCCUGUAUCGCCACGGGUCAGACAAACCUUUGGGCUUUUACAUCCGAGAUGGAGUCAGCGUGCGUGUGACACCUCACGGGCUGGAGAAAGUGCCGGGCAUCUUCAUAUCUCGGCUCGUGCCUGGAGGGUUGGCAAUGAGCACCGGGCUGCUGGCGGUUAAUGAUGAGGUGCUGGAGGUGAAUGGCAUUGAAGUGACAGGAAAAUCCUUGGAUCAGGUAACGGAUAUGAUGAUCGCCAACAGCCACAACCUGAUUGUGACUGUCAAGCCAGUGAACCAGCGCAACAACGUGGUCCGCAGCAGCCGGAUCUCUGGCAGCUCGGGCCAGUCGUCUGACAGCAACGGCUCAACUGGUCACCCAUCUUUGUCCGUGGCCCCAGUGGGAGUGCCACCUUCUGGGGCGCAUGGUUAUCAGGAUGACCUGGAGAGUGACGAGGAUGCAGAUAUAGUCAUCGAGAACAGCCUCAAGAGACCAUCUCAGAGGUCUAAUGCUUCGCUGGCAUCCAGUGCGUCCCGCACACACCAGCAGAUUCCGACAACCACUUCAGGCCCGGUGGCACCUCCGAGCCCUCCCACGCGUCCAUUAUCGGUGGUCUCCACUGCUUCAUUCCACUCCCAGCAGAGUCUAAACGGAGGGUCCCACCACCACCAACACAGCAGCCUUAGCUACCAGUUCCACAAAGACCUUAACCUUCAGCAUAACCUGCACCAGCAGUCCCAGCACAGCCAUCACCACCAUGCACCCCCUCCACAUCAUACCAGCAACCCUGCCCUCCGCAACAGCAACGGCAGUCUGCACAAAAUCCUCAACUCACUGAAAACUGACCCACGACACAGUCUUGCACUUCCCAGGGGAGGGGUGGAGGAGGACGGCACUGUCAUUACCCUAUAAUAGUUACAAACACAGACACACAAACAUCCCAACUGCUCAGAGACUAAACUGGAACAGAUUAAAUAUGAGCAUGUGUGUGUGUUGUUUUUUUUUUUGUUUGUCUGGGUUUUUUUUUUUGUUUGUUUUUUUGUUUGUUUUGUUGUGUCUUGUCUUUUUUUUGUUUGUUUGUUUUCUUUGUUUGUUUUUUUGUUUUGUUUUUGUUUUGUUUUGUCUCUUUCUUUUUUUUUUGUCAGAUACUGUGUAACUUCUGUUUGGUUUUACAAGAUCAUUGGAUAAUAAGAGGUUGCAAACAGGAAAAUGUAUUGUGUAUAUAUUUCUUGUAUUUUUAAAAGUCCUCUUUGUCGUACAUGAGAAGAUUUGUAAGUUUUGUAAUGAGUAUUGGAACAAAUAAUUGUUUUUAGGCAAGUCCACUAUCGUAGAGUUCUGAAUGUACCUACAGCCUGUUAUCUUUGCGUAGUGACCACUUUUUAUUAAGACCCUUUUCAUUUCUUCUUACUGGGACCAACUGGGGUUUGUUUUUGUGGAUGUUUUUAAAGAGUAAAUCUAUAUUUCUUAUAUUCCGAUGAAUGCUGUGUAGAGUAUUUUUUUUUCUGUUUUUGUUUUUAUUAAAUAGGUCUUUUAUGCUUUAUGAUCAAAUCUUUGUAUCUGUUUCAAUAAAUUAU
Molecule: messenger RNA, 2278 nt
Organism: Archocentrus centrarchus (flier cichlid)
Lineage: Eukaryota; Metazoa; Chordata; Actinopteri; Cichliformes; Cichlidae
Gene: pard6gb
Product: par-6 family cell polarity regulator gamma b
Exons: 3
Coding region: 249-1616 (455 amino acids)
Biological process (GO): centrosome cycle; establishment or maintenance of cell polarity; regulation of cellular localization
Cellular component (GO): cell cortex; nucleus; apical plasma membrane
Molecular function (GO): protein binding
Source: RefSeq, a predicted model, not a curated record